Molecule: messenger RNA, 570 nt
Organism: Aspergillus candidus
Lineage: Eukaryota; Fungi; Ascomycota; Eurotiomycetes; Eurotiales; Aspergillaceae
Exons: 3
Coding region: 1-570 (189 amino acids)
Source: RefSeq, a predicted model, not a curated record
AUGACUAUUACACCAGACUCGACCCCUCCCCCCAACGAUGCCAUCUUUCGGAAGCUGCUCCGCGUCGCGCAGGAGAAACCGGACCCCAUACUCCGCAAUGACCUGGUCCUCGGCCGGGACCUCUACGGCGAUCAGUUGUUGCGCGAUGUGAGGGGCCCCGGUGGCAACCGCGACACCGACCGCUACGUGGGAAUCUUGGCGCCUACCGGGUAUGAGCUCGUGGUCGCCGCGCUGGCCGGCCUCGCCCUGAUUUUAUGCCCAUCCCAGUCGCGGUUCGCCGGACCGGACGCUCCGCUGGACACGAUUCGCGCGGUCGUGCAACGAUCCCCGAUCCACGUAGUCUGUCUUUCGUCGCGACACGCUCACCGUGCUGCCGCCAUCGGUCUGGCCCGACUGCGUCACGAUCUCCAGUUGCGACUCAAGUCCACUCAACACCCCAUCGCCCUGCGCGUGUUACGGGACCACGACGGCAUGCAGCUGACCGAUGUGGGGAAGAUCGAUCGCGUCUCCAUCGCGAGACAGUUGUCCGGCCCGGAUACCUCGUCGGCGGAGUGGUGGGAAUGCUAUUAG